Molecule: messenger RNA, 1467 nt
Organism: Platichthys flesus (European flounder)
Lineage: Eukaryota; Metazoa; Chordata; Actinopteri; Pleuronectiformes; Pleuronectidae
Gene: chtf8
Product: CTF8, chromosome transmission fidelity factor 8 homolog (S. cerevisiae)
Exons: 3
Coding region: 134-535 (133 amino acids)
Biological process (GO): mitotic sister chromatid cohesion
Cellular component (GO): Ctf18 RFC-like complex
Source: RefSeq, a predicted model, not a curated record
CGCUGUUCUAUUGACAUCUGAGCUGGUUCGAUGUUGUUGAAGCUGCAGAAUUAGUUUAAUUUAACAAAGUUGAGUUAAAUAUUAACAUUCACAUUAAUAUAAACAUCCAGCGACGUCACUUACCUUCAGGACAAUGGUUCAAAUCGUCAUCAGAGGCAGUGUGGACGGCAGCAGUCCUCCGGAGUGGCUGCUGGUGGAGCUUCAGGGAGAGAUGGUGUCCAGACACAACUCCGGCCUGGCAGGAAAUGUGAUGGGAGACCUGCUCUACACCAAAGAGGGGGUGCCAGUGCUGAUCGUGGGACAUCACAUCCUGUACGGGAAGCAGGUCAAACUGGAGAAAGUCUUCGCGGUCCUCUCAAAGCGUUCUGACCCCGAGCAGGACGGAGGCGAGGACGAUGUCUCACAGGUUCCGAUGGAGACGGACCAGCAGGGCUCCGGCUCCAAGUCGUACCACGUGACAGCCGUCAUCAAACGGAAACUGAUCUUCAAGACUCGCCCCAAACCCAUCAUCACCAAUGUGCCCAAGAAGGUGUAGAGUCACAGGGUCAGAGGUCAAGAGACUGGACCCUAUGACCUUCAUGGAACUGAUCAGGACUGAACCCUGUGUUGACCUCUGACCUGAUUCCAACGAGAGACUUUUAAAGAGACUCGGACAAGUUUACUGAGAUUCUUGGAGAAUCAAAAGCUGUUUGAAAGGUUUGAAAAGAAAUUAUUCUAAAUAAAUUUGUUAUAAAACAAAGAAUUCCACAGGACGAAUUGAUAAAUUGUUAUAUAGUUGUUAUAUUUUCAUUUGCUUUUGUUUCUUGCGUCUGUUCAUUUGCAGGAUUUCACAAAAACUACACAAUCAAUUACCACGGAACUUGGUGAGAGGAUGUGGGAGGAGUCAGAAAUCAUGUAUUACAUUUUCUCUUUAACAUUUUGGGACUUUUUUUUCAACAUUGUCCUUAUUUCCUCAGCGAAACAUUACGGGUAUCUUGUAGAAAUAAUCUGAAAUAUUCAGAGAACUGAUACAAGUGUGUGUAAUUUGGUGCAAAAAAAUCACAAAAAGGCCAUUGGAAGUCUUGGAAUGGAAAAACAUAAAUACAACAAAAUGUGCGUCAGUCCAACAGAUGAAGGAGAUCUGCUCACCUCUGUUUCUGCUGCUUCCAGACCAGUAGAGUAAAUGUUUGAUCAUUGAGGUUCUGUUUCCUAACAGCUCAGUCAAGGUGAUUAAUAAACAUCAGGGAUAUAAAUCACAGGCUGCACAGGCCCCCCCCCACCCCGUCCCUCCACAUCACAACAUUAUACAUGACGGAGUCCUAUAAUAAAAAUGUUUCAUUUUGGCAUUAAAGUAAAUCUGAGGAUUCAAACUAUAUUGUUGUAAGUGAUGGCACAGAUGAAAAAAAACAAGAAAUAUAUAUAAUCUUCUUUCAAAUGAGCAAAAGCAUCAUAAUUUCCUUUCAGUAUAAAACACUCCAGGUUCCUUUC